Messenger RNA from Oncorhynchus nerka (sockeye salmon), 2379 nucleotides. Its product is annotated as phosphatidylinositol 4-kinase beta-like. Gene Ontology annotation, cellular component: cytoplasm; membrane. Lineage: Eukaryota; Metazoa; Chordata; Actinopteri; Salmoniformes; Salmonidae. The transcript is spliced from 11 exons. The record is from RefSeq and is a predicted model, not a curated record. Gene Ontology annotation, biological process: phosphatidylinositol phosphate biosynthetic process; phosphatidylinositol-mediated signaling. The coding region runs from base 148 to 2379 and encodes 743 amino acids. Gene Ontology annotation, molecular function: 1-phosphatidylinositol 4-kinase activity.
UCACCUCUCCAAUAAGUUGUUCAGAGAACUCGGCACUUUGAGGGACUGAACGCAUUCUAAAUGGAGCAGAGAUAUUGGAGAUUAAAAAAAAAUUAAAUAGCUAACCAGCCAAUACAAUUUUAAGUGGGAGUGCGGUGAGCGGCCGUGAUGGGUGACACGGAGCUGGGUCUGUCUGCUGUACAGCCAGAGGAACUGGAACCGCAGAGCCCCUCCACAGCCUCCUCCUCUCCCUCCCUUUCUCUGCCCUCCUCCCCUUCCUCUGGAUCCUACCACCAUCAGCAGACCACCAGUCCCAGCCCCACUCACAGCGAUGGUCCAGCCGCCUCCAGCCCACCCCUGGAUGUCAUCUCAGAGGGCGUGGGCGAGCUGACCCUGGUCAUCGAUCCCGAGGUGGCCAAGAUGGCCUGCCAGGAGGUGCUGCAGAAGGUGAAGUUCCUCAAAGGCGAAAGUGAGGGGUCAGGUCCUGGGUCUGAUGGUGGCAAUAGCACAGACCAAACACUGGUCAACGGGACUGUACAUACAGAGCCUAUCAAGCCCCCAAAAAUCCCCGGGGAGGAGGACUCUGAGGCACUGCCUCCAGGCUCGGUGAAAAGCGCGCGGCGGCGCCAGCGCCACAACCCCUCCAAGCAGUCGUGGCUGCUGCGGCUGUUUGAGUCCAAACUCUUCGACGUGUCAAUGGCCAUCUCCUAUCUACACAACUCCAAGGAGCCGGGUGUGCAGGCCUACAUCGGCAACCGUCUGUUCAGCUUCCGCCACGAGGAGGUGGACUUCUACCUGCCGCAGCUGCUCAACAUGUACAUCCACAUGGACGAGGACGUGGGAGACGCCAUCAAGCCCUACGUGGUGCACCGCUGCCGUCAGAGUAUCUCCUUCUCGCUGCAGUGCGCCUGGCUGCUGGGCGCCUACUCCUCCGACAUGCACAUCUCCACACAGCGACACUCGCGCGGCACCAAGCUACGCAAACUCAUCUUCUCCGACGAACUCAAACCAGCUGCGGUCCGUGCCCGCCAGCCACUGACGUUGGCCCCUUUCUGCCCACUUCCGACCGCUGCACCAUCCCUGCACGGGCACGGCUUGGGCGGAGAGCACGGUCUGUCGCCUACUAAGCGCACGCAUCAGCGCUCCAAGUCGGACGCCACCGUCAGCAUCAGCCUGAGCAGCAACCUGAAGAGGACAGCGAGCAACCCCAAGGUGGAGAGCAACCAGGACGAGCCGGCGCGUCUGGCACCGCAGAGAGAGUUCAUCAAGUCCCUGAUGGGCAUUGGGAAGCGGCUGGCCACGCUGCCCACUAAGGAGCAGAAGACGUCCCGGCUCAUCUCGGAGCUUUCGCUGCUCAACCACAAGCUGCCCGCCCGCGUCUGGCUGCCCACCGCCGCCUUCGACCACCACGUGGUGCGCGUCCCUCACACACAGGCUGUGGUGCUCAACUCCAAAGACAAGGCGCCGUACCUCAUCUAUGUGGAGGUUCUGGAGUGUGAAGACUUUGAGACGUCCAACGUUCCGGUGCGGAUCUCCGAGACCAGGAUCCGCAGCACGCGCUCAGUGGAGAACCUUCCGGACUGCGGCAUCACGGCAGAUCAGCGAGCCGGGGGCUUCUCAACGGUUCACAACUACGAUGAGGAUAACGAAGCCUGGUCUGUGGACGACAUCGGGGAUCUGCAGGUGGAGCUCCCAGAGUUCCACACCAACAGCUGUGACAACAUCUCCCAGUUCUCAGUGGACAGCAUCACCAGCCUGGACAGCAAGGAGCCCAUCUUCAUUGCUGCUGGAGACAUCAGGCGGCGUCUCUCAGAGCAGCUAGCUCACACACCCACCACAUUCAAACGGGACCCAGAGGACCCUUCAGCAGUGGCCCUCAAGGAGCCGUGGCAGGAGAAGGUUCAGCGGAUAAGGGAGGGCUCCCCAUAUGGACACAUCCCUACCUGGAGGUUGUUGUCAGUCAUCGUCAAGUGUGGCGACGACCUUCGGCAAGAGCUCCUGGCCUCUCAAGUGCUGCAGCAGCUCCAGAUCAUCUGGGAACAGGAGCGCGUGCCUAUCUGGAUCAAACCCUACAAGAUCCUGGUGAUCUCCUCUGACAGCGGCAUGAUUGAACCCAUAGUCAACGCAGUGUCCAUCCACCAGGUGAAGAAACAGAGCCAGAUGUCUCUGCUGGACUACUUCCUGCAGGAACACGGUACCCACACCACCGAGGCCUUCCUCACGGCCCAGCGCAACUUUGUCCAGAGCUGUGCAGGCUACUGUCUCAUCUGCUACCUGCUGCAGGUCAAAGACAGACACAAUGGCAACAUCCUGUUGGACGCUGAGGGCCACAUCAUCCACAUAGACUUUGGCUUCAUUCUGUCCAGCUCAGCCCAACGUUCUUAUUCACCUGGGCUUUGA